ACAGAGGGAGAGAAAAGCUCUUCUGAAAAGUCUGUCACCAUGAAUCGGGCCUGGGCUGUGUUCAAAGCCCAUCCUUACAUCAGUAACGUCCUGGGAUACACAACACUGUUUGCUUCUGCUGACCUCAUACAGCAAAGCGUGCUGGGAGGGAAACCCGACGCAGGAUCAACAGCCGAGGAGUCAGCCGGCAUCGACUGGUGUCAGACGGCUCGUGUUGCGACUGUCGGCUUCUGUUUCCAUGCCAACUUCAACUACCACUGGCUGAAAGGGCUGGAGAGGAUGCUGCCAGGAGGAGGGGUGAAGGCGGUGACAGGGAAAGUUGUGGUGGAUCAGCUGAUAGCAGCUCCUCUCACCAUAAGUGCAUUUUAUAUUGGUUUGAGUUUACUAGAAAACAAAGAUGACCCACUCGAAGACUGGAGACAGAAAUUCUGGACAUCUUACAAGGCUGGAGUAGCAUUCUGGUCAACAAUGCAGGCAGUAAACUUCGCUCUGGUCCCGCCUGUGGCUCGGACAACAUUUCUGGGAGGCAUCGCUCUGGCUUUCACCAUCUUCCUGUGUCACCUCAGAAAGCAGCCUAACCACAAACUUGAAUAAAUGUAAGAUCAUUGGCUCCAUGAUGCAAGUUUUUAAAAGGAAAGACUUUUGUGUGAGAAACAACAGAGGGUAACAAUAUUGAUAUCAUAUUAGGCUAAUUGAAAGGAUGAUUUCAGAUGCAGAGUGAUCGGUUUUUCUGAGGAAACAAGAGGGACUCCUGAAAUAAAACACAAAUGUUGAUUCAGCAAUUAAAUCCUGCUUCUAUACGUAUUAAUAUUGUUAUUUUCUCUGAAUACAGAGAGCGCUACAUUGCGGUGUAAUGAUACUUUUCCUGCUACACUUGUUAUUUUAUCAUAUUGAUUAGCUUUGUUGAUGUCACUGUGUGUUUUUAAACCAAUAAUUAAACAAAGUUCUGUUUAUUUUAUUAUUUUGUUUGGAAAACUGUAACGACCUAAUCAUGUUUAAUUGUGAAAAGAAUCAUUUAAUUGUAAAUGCUCUCGAUUGUUUUGUUUUUUAACAUUUAACCUAUUGCAGAUUUUUUUUUUUUAAUAAUUGGUUAUUUCAUAUUUAGUUGUAUUUCAUAAAUAUUAAAGAUGUAAUUGUUGGUUGUAAGAGAAGA
Messenger RNA from Labrus bergylta (ballan wrasse), 1153 nucleotides. RefSeq lists its product as uncharacterized. Gene Ontology annotation, biological process: mitochondrial ribosome assembly; cellular response to reactive oxygen species. Lineage: Eukaryota; Metazoa; Chordata; Actinopteri; Labriformes; Labridae. Gene Ontology annotation, cellular component: mitochondrion; membrane; cytoplasm. The record is from RefSeq and is a predicted model, not a curated record.